Molecule: messenger RNA, 3152 nt
Organism: Dichomitus squalens LYAD-421 SS1
Lineage: Eukaryota; Fungi; Basidiomycota; Agaricomycetes; Polyporales; Polyporaceae
Product: inositol polyphosphate phosphatase
Exons: 21
Coding region: 56-3142 (1028 amino acids)
Biological process (GO): phosphatidylinositol dephosphorylation
Cellular component (GO): membrane; cytoplasm
Molecular function (GO): phosphatidylinositol-3,5-bisphosphate 5-phosphatase activity; phosphatidylinositol-4,5-bisphosphate 5-phosphatase activity
Source: RefSeq, a predicted model, not a curated record
CCACCUUUGACCCUCAGUCUCUGCACAUCUACAUACCCCUUCUACGACUUUCCUCAUGUACUUGUUCUUGAGUGAAAGCCCUAGAACACUAUACCUCGUGACUAGCUCUCAAGAUGAACGGCGCGGGUGCCCCUCAAGGGCUCUUGUGUUCCGCGCAGCAUCGGACUCGUUCUCGCAGGCGGUGGUGGAGUUUCUCCCGAAGCAAGAGGUGGACCUCACGAACGCGAUCAAGUUAACUUCGAGGAUAGUGAAGGGUUGCCUGGGGUUGAUCUCAAUUGCGAACGAGAUGUUCUUGGCCGUGAUCACAUCUGCCACCGAAGUCGGGAACACGAGACCUUCCUCUGCGACGCCUGAAUCUGUAUCGCAAAUACACGACGUUGGUUUCUACUGUCUCACCUCUUCUUCAUGGGACGAUCUGAGCUCCCUUACGGCGGACCCCUUGGCAAGCCCCGGGUAUAACGACCCGGCCGACGUGUACAUGCGGGAACACACAGGCAGCGGCACGGCAACCCCUGCGCCCGAGCAUCCCUGUGCCCCAUUGCGCAAAAUCAUCUCGGCGGGGACGUUCUACUACGCUGUAGAGCCACAGUGGGACAUCUCCUCACGUCUGCAGCGGCGAUUGGCUAGGAAGGAGCCCUGGGACGCUGCGACAUUUGAUGAUCGCUUUGUCUGGAACGAGUACAUCGUGAGGAGCUUGCUUGACUUCCGAGACCGCCUGGAUCCGCAAGAGCGCGUGGAGUUGGACCAAUGCCAGUUCGUUGUACUUGCCACCCAAGGCUAUGUUGGCGUGAGCACACUCGCUCUUCCCGCACCGCCGACGAAUGGCACCCCAAUCAUUGCGACUAUAUCCCUCAUCUCUCGACUGGGCUGGAAACGAGCCGGAACGCGAUUCAAUACCCGGGGUGUCGAUGAUGACGGCAAUUGCGCCAACUUUGUUGAGACCGAAACUAUCUUCAGCACCGACCAGCACUGCUAUAGUUACGUACAAGUACGGGGUAGCGUCCCAUUAUUCUGGGAGCAGCAAGGACUACAAACGUUCGGCCAGCGGAUCCAGAUAACCCGUCCUCAAGCAUCUCAACCUGCGUUCGACCGUCACUUCGCCGCUCUAGUGGAAGAAUAUGGCGCAGUGCACGCCAUCAAUCUGCUCGGGACGAAGGAGAACGAAGCGGCGCUCACUGGGGCCUAUACCCGGCAUAUUUCGAUAGCUCGGAACUCGGUCGGAGACACGAUUGGGAUCACGAACUUCGACUUCCACGCUGCAGUCAAGUUCGGUGGCCACGAAAGCGUCUUCCGAGAAGUCAGACAUUUGGAGUCCGUCGUGGACAACAUUGAUAGGUUCGGCUUCGCGAUGGCUGACGCGAACUCGAGCGAAAUAAUCACGGAGCAGAAAGGCAUCUUCCGGACCAACUGUCUAGAUUGUCUGGACCGGACGAACUUUGUGCAAGACAUCCUCUCCCGCACAGCCCUCGAGCAGUUCCUGAUGCAUAUACGCCGCGAGUGGAUACACUCGACCUCACUAUGGUCCACACAUGCCGAACUCUGGGCUGAGAACGGCGAUGCGUUGUCCCGCAUAUAUGCAGGCACCGGUGCGCUCAACACGAGUUUCACGAGGAGCGGAAAGCGUACAUUGGCCGGUGUCUUGUCCGACGCGACGAAGAGCGUCUCACGCGCGUAUAUCAACAACUUUCAGGACAAGGGGAAGCAAGUCGCCAUUGACAUGUUCGUGGGAAAUUUGAGCACACAACGACAGGUCACUAUCUUCGACCCCAUCCACGAUUCUGUUCGCGCGGCAUUGGCGAAUAGGCUGCACGAAUAUUCCACCACGAAGCAGUGUUCUAUCUUUGUGGGCACUUGGAACCUCAACGGCAAACCACCAACUUCGGAGUCUCUGCUACCGUGGUUGUUCCCCCGUCCAAAUAUCCCAGACCCGGACAUCUUUGCGUUGGGGUUCCAAGAGAUAGUUCCGCUCACUGCUCAGCAGAUCGUUCAGGCAGAUCCAGAGAAAAGACGUAUGUGGGAAGCGAAAAUCGUCGAUACGCUGGAGCGACGCCCAAAUAAACAGAGCGAGUAUAUCCUCCUCAGAAGCCACCAGCUGGUCGGUACAGCGCUCCUCGUGCUAGUGAAGAAGGAGUUGACUGCUGUGAUUCGAAACGUCGAAGCGGCCUCUCACAAGACGGGUUUACGAGGCAUGUCCGGCAACAAAGGAGCAGUUGGCAUUCGGCUGGAGUACCAUGAUACUACGUUCUGCUUCAUCACUGCUCAUCUUGCCGCCGGUCAUUCUAACAUCGUCGAACGCAAUGCCGACUACCGGACCAUAGUCACUGGACUGCACUUCCUGAAGGGAAAAACUAUCGACAGUCAUCAAAAUGUGAUCUGGUUGGCGGACACGAAUUACCGGAUUGACCUCGAUAACGAGCGCGUGAGGACGUUGGCUCAGAUAGACGACUUCGACGCCCUCCUUGCUGCGGAUCAGCUAAGACGCGCUAUGGAUGACCGUGAAGCGUUUCAUGGCUACCAAGAAGGACCUCUGCUCUUCCGACCCACGUACAAGUACGACCUGCACUCCGAUACCUAUGAUAGUGGCGAGAAGAUGCGGAUACCCGCUUGGACAGAUCGUAUCCUGUUCAAAGGAAACAACCUCGACUUGACGGUGUACUCGCGUGCCGAGCUCAAAUCGUCCGACCACCGGCCCGUGUUUGCACUCUUCAGAGCAGAAGUGAGGAUAGUCGAUCACGCUAAAAGAGCAGCACUCCAGAAGUUGCUCUUGGAGAACGUUACAACCACCGCCCCAGGUGAGAAGCUCGACGAAAAGCUUGCUUCUCUGGCUUUCACCUCGCAUGAGCAGGAUUUGCCUCCGCCCAGCACCGAUGAACACGCUUGGUGGGAUGAUCAAGAUCAUCCCAACGGUAUUGUCAUUCCUGUCGCUAGAGGCAACGGAGCGAAUGGUCGCAGCACGAAUCCGUUCGACUCAUCCAGCGAGUCGUCGCUCUCGUCUUCUCCAUCCUCGUCCGAGGAAGAGCUGUACAACGCACUGCAGGCCCCCAUUACUCCGAAUCAGCCCCCCGCCCCUACACACCGCAGACCUGCACCACCACCGCCGACGCGGGCGAACAAGCCCACUACGGAGAUGGCCGAUACAUAGCCCAUGUAGC